AUGAGUGCGCUGCAAGUUCUGAAGAACAAUGUCAUUAAAAUUGUAAAAUUUUCAUUGUUUAUUGUUGUUUCCACUUUUGCUAGUGGUGGCUUUGUCCCCUCCAAAGAGAACAUGAUAGUUUUCAAGAACAAUUCGGAGCUUCGCCUCCUUAUCAUGCCACAUAUCUUGUUUCAAAUUACUUCCUUAAUCAAUGAUUAUAUUAUGCAGCAUGAUGAUGGCGGAGAAAGCAACGCUAUGGGGCUCCAUAUGAAGCAGAAGAAGGAUCAGUGGUGCACGUGUGACAGUGACAGUGACUUAGUGUCUGGAAUGGGGUUGAGAUUGGCUGAGAUGUUGGAUAAAUGGAUUUGGAUCUGUGAGAGUUAA
This is a messenger RNA of Sphenostylis stenocarpa, 363 nucleotides long. The record is from the annotation of a GenBank genome assembly. NCBI's taxonomy places the organism in Eukaryota, Viridiplantae, Streptophyta, Magnoliopsida, Fabales, Fabaceae.